Messenger RNA from Rotaria sp. Silwood2, 759 nucleotides. Lineage: Eukaryota; Metazoa; Rotifera; Eurotatoria; Philodinida; Philodinidae. The record is from the annotation of a GenBank genome assembly.
AUGGAACUCUUAAUCAAAUUGGACAAUGGAGUUAAAUCUGGUAAAAACAGCACAACGUUGUUUAUCAAAGUUUUGCCAGAGACACAAAACAUGCAGAUGGUGGCAGAAUUUGUUGAACACUAUUUGGCAAAAGUACAAAUACCUUGGGUCCAAUAUAGCGAGAGUUGUAAGAAGUUGAUUUUGUCAUCAGCAGCAGCGAAACUUUCCGAAGAGGCUAAUGCUAUUUUAAAAUCUAAAUCAUAUUCAAACUGUAUUGAAGAACGUUUGGUGGCUUCAACAUCAUUGAAAAGGCCGAUAGAAUCAAAUAAUUCAACAUCAAUAAAAAAAAAACAAAAAAAAACAACAAAAAUACGGCCUAUGAACACACAAACAACAAUACUGCAAUAUUUUAGUAAAAUUACAAAAAAAAUCGUUGCUCCACCUGCACCAUGUUCAAAAGAAACUAACGUACUAUCAAGAUACGAUGACGAUUGUUCAAUUAUCUCAUGCUUACCAUUACAUGCUCAAUCGAAUACUAAUGAUAAAACUUCAUCAGCACCACCAACAAAUUCAUUAUCAUCAUCAUCAUCACACAUACAAGCAUCGACUAUAUCCUCAUCUUGCUCAUCAUCUUCCACGGAAUUAACAUCAAAGUAUUUCCGAAAUCGUUUCAUGCCUCGACCUAUUCCACGAAUUGCUCGCGUAUCAAACUCUACACCACUUCAACGACUUCAGCAGCAACAAAUAUCUCAUGAAAACGCACAGAACAAUUCCUCAUAA